Molecule: messenger RNA, 1911 nt
Organism: Ipomoea nil (Japanese morning glory)
Lineage: Eukaryota; Viridiplantae; Streptophyta; Magnoliopsida; Solanales; Convolvulaceae
Exons: 8
Coding region: 194-1732 (512 amino acids)
Biological process (GO): translational initiation; ribosome disassembly
Molecular function (GO): translation initiation factor activity; ribosome binding
Source: RefSeq, a predicted model, not a curated record
CAGCAAUAAACCUCCGACGAUAUUCCAGCAGCAACUCGGACGAGCACUGACCCCAUUGUCGUUAUAGCUUCAGUUUUGGCAAAGGAAACCAGAGGAAGUUGCAAUUUGUGCAAUUCUGCUACUGAAAAGGAGGAGGAGAGAACACUAAUUGCUUACACUGAAACCUAGAAGCUGACGGGGGAGAGAGGAGGCAAUGGCAUUUUGGAGUCGCGUCAAGGAAUCUCAGAUCAGGGUUCUAUCAAACAGACUAAAAAGAUGCUAUUUUCAUAUACAUAAUCCAACUGAACUGCCGCAGCGUGCUUCAUCACAUGCUUCAAUUUGGGUUCCGAACAAGCCCAACCUAACUAUCCAUACGAAUCGGGUCGAGUUGAUGAACAGCGUCAGGUUCUUCGCUGCACCAAUUCAGGCUAAACCGAAGAAGAAAGAAAAGGACACAGGUGGGCCGAGAUUGAAUGAGAAGGUGACUGCAGCUUUCGUUCGUCUAGUCACUGAUGAAGAUCAUGUUGUAAUAUCAAGGCUUGAAGCUCUGAAUCGUGCUAAGAGUCUUAAUCUAGAUUUAGUUGAGGUUGAUCGAACUGCCAAGCCACCUGUCUGCAAGAUUAUGGACUACAAUAAGGAAAAGUAUUUAAAACACUUAAAGGAGAAAGAGCUAGCUAAGAAGAAGUCUGAUUUGACUGUAAGGAAAGGUGGUUGCAAGCUAGUCCAGUUUCUCGGUAAAACUGAAAAAAAGGAUUUGAAUAUUAAAGCAGAUACAAUUAAGAGAAUGAUGGACAAAGGUUAUCGGGUUAAGUGUAUGGCCAUGGGCAAUGGUUCUGAUAAUGAAAACUUGGGAGAGGUGCUGUCACGUCUCUCUUCUCUGAUAGAGGAUGUUGCGUUGAUUGAAAGUGGACCACAUGUGGAAAAGAAACAUGCAUAUAUUAUUGUCAGGCAUGUUAAGUUUGGUCAAAAAAAGAAGGGCACGGGAAAGAAGGCUUCUAAUGUUGCUGCAACCUCUUCAGUUGACAGUCAAGAGUGCGAAAUGGAUUCUGAUGCUGCAGACGUGAGAGUGGAACCCGGGGAUGAUUGCAUUACAGAAGAUUUGAGUGAUGAUGAUGUGGAAAACAAAUUGGACUGGAGGGCUUCUGAUGCGAAUGUUGAUACAGAUGAAGUUUCCAAUACUGGCCAUUCCAAAUUUGCUUCCAUGCCUGCAGCUUCAUCUGCUCCAUUUCAGGAAAACAGAUAUAGAGGAGAAUCAGGGAACACGGGUCCAAGAGGAAAGGAUAAUAGGUAUCUCAGACAACCUGCAAACGGAGCUGGUUCAGCUGAGAGAGAAAAUAGGUAUAGACGAGAACCAGCAGCAGCUUCAUCUCAGACUCCACCUGCAGCAGGAGAAAAUAGAUACAGAAGAGAGACUGUAAACCCAUCUUCUACUUCAUGGCAAGCUUCUCCUAGGGGAGACAAUAAUAGUUAUAGAAGAGAGCAACCACAAUUUAAUACGAAUUCUUCUUCUUCCUCGCCUCAAAGAAAAAGUGCAGAUCCCCGUUUCUUGAAUAACUCUUCCAGCAAUGGGUUCACAGAACAACGUACCUCUGAAUCUAGUGCCCACAGGUCUCCAGCCUCAGGCUAUGGUGUCUUUAAUGUUCCACUUCCACAAGCUGAAAAUGGUCCUGGAAAACAGAAUGUAGCAACAGGGCCUAAUAGAUACAAGAAAGAAAAUACAGCUAAUUCUGCAAGAUAUUCUACUAACUCUUAAUGCCCUGACCUUCAGAUCCUUGGGAGAGCUCAAAACUCAAAAUGUGGCCCCCAGACAGGAAAACUUAGAACAACCAUUUUAAUUUAAAAACAUCAUUUGUUUAGAAUAAUAUUUCAAACUCCUAAUGAUUCUGCUAUAGUUAUUCUUUUUUAUUUUUUAUUUUAAAGAUGUUUGGCACA